Molecule: messenger RNA, 444 nt
Organism: Rotaria sp. Silwood2
Lineage: Eukaryota; Metazoa; Rotifera; Eurotatoria; Philodinida; Philodinidae
Source: the annotation of a GenBank genome assembly
AUGAAUACAAAUCCAGCUUGGCAUUCAAUAAAAUUUAUUCUAUCAGAUGCAAAUGUUUCUGGUGAAAGUGAACAUACAAUAAUGGAUUAUAUUCGUCGACAAUGUACACAGCAUCAUGUUCUUUGUAGUGUUGAUGCUGAUUUAAUUAUGCUUGGUUUACCAACACAUGAACCAUGUUUUAAAAUAAUACGUGAAGAAUUUAAACCAACUAAACCAUGUCCAUGUGAUAUAUGUGGACAAUUAGGACAUAAUAUGAAAGAAUGUAAAGGUAUUCCGAAAGGAAACUUUACAAAACAUAAUGAAUUAAUAUCAGCUAAAAAUAAUAUUGAAACUCCAUAUACAUUUGUACGACUUUCUGUAUUACGUAAAUAUCUUUAUCGAGAUUUAAAAAUUGAUUAUCAAUUAUCAUUUCAAUGGACUCUUGAACGUGCUAUUGCUGAUUGA